ACGUCAACAUAAAAUUGAUAACACUAUUCUGAAACGGGUCAUACUUUGACCCGUUGAAUUCUUCCUUUGAACAAAAAAAACAAUAUCUUAUCUUAUUUAAGUUUUACCGGUCAACCUAAAUUAUAAUAAUAAUAUUUUUAUCCAUUUUGACUUUCCAACUUCAACGUAUAAAUAGCCACCGUGUCCUCCAGAUCAAACACAAACACAUAACAAUGGAUUACAUCGACAACACCGGCGAAACUCAAUCAAAGUACAAAGGCAUCCGUCGCCGGAAAUGGGGGAAAUGGGUAUCGGAGAUUCGAGUUCCGGGAACUCGCGACCGUCUCUGGUUAGGCUCAUUCUCCACGGCGGAAGGCGCAGCCGUGGCGCACGACGUGGCUUUCUACUGUUUACACCAACCAAACUCGCUCGAGUCUCUCAACUUCCCUCACUUGCUUCCUCCUUCCAUAGUUUCCAAGACCUCGCCGAGGUCUAUCCAGCAAGCUGCUUCUAAUGCCGGAAUGGCCGUUGACGCCGGAAUCGUUAACAGUGAUCACGCGUCAGGGAACUCUGGGAAUGGAGAUACAACGACGGCGUAUUAUGAGAAUGGAGAUACAGCUACUCAAAAGAAACAGUGAUGGAGCCUGGUGUGUCAGCAAACAAAGCGUUGUGAAUAUAAAUACGUUUAUGUUUCGCUGUCGGCCCAAUUCAAAAAACUUUUGUUGUACGAAUAUAUAUAUUUAUAUUUUAUAUUUUAUUCAAGAGAAUUAUAAUGCGAGUGAAGCUUUGUUUCAGACAAUAAUUUAUACGUUUUGUUUUGUUGCGUCUAUGAAAUAUCUGGAAACGCUUUUGAAAUA
Brassica napus (rape) is the source of this 836-nucleotide messenger RNA. RefSeq names its product ethylene-responsive transcription factor ERF019. NCBI's taxonomy places the organism in Eukaryota, Viridiplantae, Streptophyta, Magnoliopsida, Brassicales, Brassicaceae. The transcript is spliced from 2 exons. Gene Ontology annotation, molecular function: DNA binding; DNA-binding transcription factor activity. Bases 213 to 617 code for a protein of 134 amino acids. Gene Ontology annotation, biological process: regulation of DNA-templated transcription. The record is from RefSeq and is a predicted model, not a curated record.